Messenger RNA from Pipistrellus nathusii (Nathusius's pipistrelle), 828 nucleotides. The record is from the annotation of a GenBank genome assembly. Lineage: Eukaryota; Metazoa; Chordata; Mammalia; Chiroptera; Vespertilionidae.
AUGUCUGACAGAGAUGAUGGAAGCCAGGCCCCAGGUGGCCAGGAGAGCCCCGUGGGUGUGGUGGGAGCCUGGGUCAGGGAAGAUGGAGAGCAGGAUGCCCUGAUCCUCAGCUCCAGGCCCCAGAGGGACGGGGAUGAUGAUGCUGCCGCCAUAGUGGCCUCAGAAGUCGCAGAGGCCAUGGAGAGCCUGGGGGAGGAGGCCGGGGCAGUGGGAGACCCUGAAAGCAGCACCAGUGAGGAGGAUUCUGACAUUGGCCCAGCAGAGGAGGAGGAGGAGAACUUGGAGCCAGGCCCAGAGAUGGUAGUAGAUGCCCACCAGUUCCCCAUGGUGGGCUUUCGCUUCAUGUUCCUGAACCUCUUGCACUCACUGCUACACCGCAUACACUACAACAACCAUAUCCUCCUGCGUCCCCGUGGUAUCCGCAGGAUGGCCCAGUCUAGGCAUCAGAGGUCUGGACGCAUGGCCCAGAUCCGUGUGAUUUUGAUGCCCGAAGGCUUCAGAGAACGGGUCGUAGCCAUGGUGCCCCAUAGCUCCAGAGAAAGAGUCUUAGCCAUGGUUCCCCAUGGCUCCAGAGAGAGGGUCGUAGCCAUGGUGCAUGAGUCUGCAGAUGGACCUGAGAGAUUUGGACCGGGGAUCCUGGCCCUCCCAGAGUCCGAAGGCCAGGUCCAGGACCUGGUGGAGGAGUCUGCGCCUGGGGAGAUGGCAGAGGUGGCACAGGAGGAGCCCACACAGGAGGCUGAAGCACCCCGGGAAACAACUGAAGAAGAGGCCCAGGGUGCUGAAAGUAAGGAAGACAAAGAGGAGUUGAAAAAAACAGGAAGGACCUGA